This is a messenger RNA of Pezoporus occidentalis (night parrot), 1730 nucleotides long. RefSeq names its product karyopherin subunit alpha 7 (gene KPNA7). Gene Ontology annotation, molecular function: nuclear import signal receptor activity; protein binding. Gene Ontology annotation, biological process: NLS-bearing protein import into nucleus. The transcript is spliced from 10 exons. Gene Ontology annotation, cellular component: cytoplasm; nucleus. The record is from RefSeq and is a predicted model, not a curated record. NCBI's taxonomy places the organism in Eukaryota, Metazoa, Chordata, Aves, Psittaciformes, Psittacidae. The coding region runs from base 38 to 1537 and encodes 499 amino acids.
CAAGAAGGCUUUUGGCUGGCUGCUCCAACCUGCCAAGAUGUCGCUUUUGAUCAAGCACAAUGAGAGGCUGAGGAAGUUCAAGAACAAAGGCAAGGACCCCACUGCCCUGCGGAGGCAGAGAGUGGAGGUGAUAGUUGAGCUGCGGAAGGCCAAGAAGGAUGAGCAGAUCUUGAAGCGCAGGAACAUUGAACAAAAUGAAAUUGAGAUGGAGAGGAAUCUCUCUACAAGAGAAGAUGAAAGACAUGAGAUCAUUCUCCUCUCCUUGGAGGAAAUCCUUCAAGGUGUGAAUGGGAGUGACAGUGAGCUGCAGCUGCAGGCCACGCAGGCCACCAGGAGACUGCUGUCCAGGAGGAAGGACCCCCCUAUCAGUGAGAUCAUCGAGCUGGGGAUCAUCCCCAGGCUGGUUGAAUUCCUCACCUAUGCUGACAAUGCUCCUCUGCAGUUUGAAGCUGCCUGGGCACUGACUAACAUCGCUGCUGGCACCUCGGAACACACCAAGGCAGUGGUGGAGGGAGGUGCCCUCCCAGCCUUCAUCUCCCUGCUGUCCUCCCCACACAUGCACAUCAGUGAGCAGUCUGUGUGGGCUCUGGGCAACAUUGCAGGUGAUGGUCCUCUGUACAGAGAUGCUCUUAUCAACUGCAACGCGCUUCCUCCCUUGCUGGCUCUGGUGUCUCCUGCAACUCCAGUUUGGUUCCUGAGGAAUAUCACGUGGACACUCUCAAACUUCUGUAGGCACAAGAACCCCUAUCCCCCUCUGGAUGCAGUGCAGAAGAUGCUGCCAGCCCUCAUCUGCCUCCUGGACCAUGAGGACAAUGAAGUCAUCUCCGACUCCUGCUGGGCCACUUCCUUUCUGACCGAUGGCUCCAACGACCGCAUCCAAGUUGUGGUGGAUACAGGGAUUCUCCCACGGCUGGUGGAACUCAUGGCCAGCCCAGAGCUGAUCAUUUUGACUCCAGCUCUCCGCACUGUUGGGAAUGUGGUCACAGGGACUAACGAGCAGACCCAGGCAGCUAUCGAUGCUGGUGUCUUGGCUGUCCUGCCCCAUCUCCUGCAACAUGCAAAGCCAACCAUACAGAAGGAAGCAGCCUGGAUGCUCAGUAACAUCGCAGCAGGGCCUUGCUGGCAGAUCCAGCAACUCCUGACCUGUGGGUUGUUGCCUCCUCUGGUGGAGCUGCUUGAUAAGGGGAACUUCAAUGCUCAGAAGGAAGCUGUAUGGGCAGUAGCCAACUUCACAACAGGAGGAACUGUGGAGCAGAUAGUGGAGCUCGUCCAGUCUGGGGUCCUCAAACCUCUGCUCAACCUGCUUUUGGCUAAGGACAGCAAAACCAUCCUGGUUAUCCUGGAUACCAUUUCAAAUCUCUUCCUGGCAGCUGAGAAGCUGGGAGAGACAGAGAGGUUGUGUCUGCUGGUGGAGAAGCUUGAUGGUCUGGAGAAGUUGGAAGCCUUGCAGAUCCAUGACAACAAAAUUGUCUGCCAAGUUGCCCUGAACAUCAUAGAGAAAUACUUCUCUGGGGAGGUAGAUUCAGACCUGCGUUGAGUCUGGACUCUCAUAGUCCAAGGUGGACUGUAUGAUCCCUCAGCAGAGAAGCAGAGCUUCACCUUCUGAAGAUGAAGCACUACAUGGCUCUGAGCUGGUGGGUGGAGGUGUUGGGCAUUGAACUUGAGAGGAGCAAAAAUGCUGAGUCUUUCUACUGUGAGACUCAUCAAUAAAUUGCACUUCUGGCUUUGUA